GUUGCCAUGGUUUCCUUACGUUGUGCUCUACGCUGUGGACGGAAGGAUGUAAGCAGAGAGCCGUGGAAUGCCGCGUUGGCGGCUUUGGCGCUGUUGUCGCCCAAGCACAAGAGGAAAGCCUCGUCUCAUCAGAGGAAAGAAACUUUGGAACAUCUUUGGAGGAACCAGGCUUCCCUUCAGACACCGAAACACUUUGCGCAAGCCAUUUCUGCCUUCGGCCGGCAUCGGCGAUGGCAAGAAGGACAUCUCUUGUUGGAUGAGAUGACGAGGCGAACGUUGGGCCCCUGCAAAUAUUCCUACACUGCGCUUCUAAGUGCUUGUGCUGCUGCUUCAGCAUGGCAGAAGGCCAUGCAGCUGUUGUCAAACCAAGAUGCAGGGUUCGAACUCGACCUGAUCGCCCUCAGUAGCGCCCUGAGUGCUUGCGAAAAAGCCAGCCUCUGGGAGCAGGCACUCUUGUUGUGUGCAGAAGCGGAACGUCGAAAGAUUCACCUCGAUCUGGUGGCCCUCAAUACAGUGAUCAGCAGCUGUGGCAAAGGCUUCGCUUGGCAAAGCGCCUUGGGUUUUCUGGAGCUCUGCUACAGGCAGCAGCGGCCAGACGUCGUGAGUUUCAGUGCCGCAGUGUCUGCUUGCGAGCGAGGCCAACAAUGGCAGAGAGCGUUGCAUCUUCUGAGCGACGCGCGCCAGCAAGGAAAUCGCUUGGAUGCCAUUUUGCUGGGUGCAUCCGUCAGUGCCUGUGAGAAGGGUCGCAAGUGGGAACAUGCCAUUUCCCUCCUGGCGCAAGCAAAGCUGUGGCAUGUGGUACCAGACACCACCAGCUUCAAUGCCGCCAUUGCAGCGCUGGGAAAGAGCUUGUUAUGGGAGAAGGCGCUUGAGCUGCUUCAGCAGGUCGCCCCUGAUGCUGUGAGCUUUGACACUGCCUUGGACGCUGCGGCCUUGUGUUUUCAGUGGAUGCAGGUACUGAGUUUGCUUCAACAGAUGCAGAAGCACCUAUUUCCGCCCACCGAUUUCAGUUUCAUGUCAGCUCUGACUGCUUGCAGCGCACAGAAGCAAUGGCAACGCGCACUGUGUCUCUAUGAGACCCUGGAAGGAGAACGUCAACCCAACGCCCUGCUGCGGCUGACAAUACUGGAUGCUUUGGAAGAUGCUAACCACUGGCAGAAAGCGGUGCAACUUCUGUGGCAGCCUGGGGCAGAUGUGGCGCUGCAUUUGGGGUGCAUCCGAUUGCUGCUGAGGGUGAACCAAGUGGAAAGAGCCUUACAACUCUAUGGGACCUUGGAGGAAGAGGGUUGGGUGCAACCUUGGAUAUCUGAGUGGGAGUUGGAUCUACACGGCUUCAGCCUGGAAGUUGCCUAUGUGGCGAGUAGUUAUGCCUUGCUUCGUCGCGACAGGGCGAGGCUGGCGAGGCCCUUAUGUCUGGUGGUUGGCCGUGGUCAUGGCAGCGAUCAUGACGCCGUGCUCCCAGAGCUCAAAGAACUACUGCCACUGCAUGACAUUGGGACAAUGCCUCGAAAUCCUGGCAGGCUUCUGAUCCCUGCCGAUGCCAUUGCUGCCUUUUUCGCAGGGGAAAACAUGGACCAAGUUCUUGCGGCAACAAAAAAGUGA
This is a messenger RNA of Cladocopium goreaui, 1602 nucleotides long. Lineage: Eukaryota; Dinophyceae; Suessiales; Symbiodiniaceae. The record is from the annotation of a GenBank genome assembly.